Molecule: messenger RNA, 1984 nt
Organism: Bactrocera tryoni
Lineage: Eukaryota; Metazoa; Arthropoda; Insecta; Diptera; Tephritidae
Product: putative glycerol kinase 5
Exons: 9
Coding region: 361-1944 (527 amino acids)
Biological process (GO): glycerol metabolic process; triglyceride metabolic process; glycerol-3-phosphate biosynthetic process
Cellular component (GO): mitochondrion
Molecular function (GO): kinase activity
Source: RefSeq, a predicted model, not a curated record
CGUGGCAUUGUUUACUCACUGGAGCGUCAAUUUGAAGUUUAUUUACACAAAAACUGCUCGCAUAACAACUUGGGUGACUCGAAAAAAAACUUGAUAAGCAACAAAGAAGAUAAGUGAUACAGCAACAAAAUUAUACAUGCGAAGCGGUAUUUAUAUGUACAUAUCUGUAUAGUUGUGUGUUUACAAAUGCAAUCAAAUACAUAUCUACACCAUCAACUAAGUCCAAGUCAGUCGAUUAAGACACUAUCCGCUGAUAUAAGCGCCGCUGUAGCUGCCAUUAUUUUAGUAAUCUCUAUUGGAAUCGCGCAAAAUCCACGAUUUGAACGUGUCACGAAAAUAGUUUGUUUUUGAUCGGUUAAUAUGGUGCAUAUAGCUACUUUGGAUGUGGGCACCACUACGGUGCGCUGUUUUAUUACAGAUGACAACUGUGAGGUUCUGGGCACCGCCACUGAAAGGGUUGAUUUGUUGAACCCUCAACCGGGAUACUUCGAAAUCGAACCGGAGGCGCUGUGGGUAAAGAUCGUCGCGGUAAUUAACAAGGCAGUGAGACAAGCCCAUUUAAAGCCCUCCGACAUUGAUUCUUUUGGCUUAUCGACACAACGCUGCACAUUCCUUACUUGGAAUCAUGAGACUCAGGAAUACUAUAGUAACUUCAUUACGUGGAAGGAUUUGCGCGCAAAUGCUUUGGUGGAUCAAUGGAAUGCUGGACUUAUAGUUAAGACAUUAAAUACCGUUUCCUAUGCACUCUAUUUGAUUACGCGAAGUAAUCGAUUUUUAGCGGCGAGCGUUUUGAAAAUGAUGAAUUCACAGGUCACAACAAGACUUCUACAUGAGGUACAGACCAACAAACGCCUUCAGGAAGCACUGCGUCGAAAAGAAGCACGAGUAGAGCUAUUGGACUCCUGGAUACUCUAUAAAUUGCGAUCGGGUAAUGGCUUACAAACAAAUGUGGAUCAUAUCAGCGAUAUAACUUCUGCAACGGCCACGGGUUUAUUUGACCCGUUUACGCUUUGCUGGACGCCGCUUGCGAAGUUACUCUGCGGAGUCGAGUCUGCGAUACUUCCUAAAGUUGUGGACAAUGACUAUAAAGAUUUCGGCAAUAUACAUCCAAAUGCCUUAGGACCCGAAUGGCAUAGCUCCUGCGUAUCAAUAAGCGCCUCCAUCAGUGAUCAAACGGCCGCCAUGUGGGGCUCACAAUGUUUUGAACGUGGCGAAGUCAAGAUAACAUUGGGCACAGGCGCUUUUCUCAAUCUAAUCACUGGAAGUACGUGUCAUGCCUCCGUUAUGGGUUUGUAUCCGUUGGUCGCCUGGCAAUUCAGAGACGCGAGAGAAAAAGCCCGCACAGUUUACUGCGUUGAGGGCGCAUCAAACGACAUCGGCACUUUGAUAGAAUGGGCAAAGCAAUGUGGUCUCUUUGACGAUCCAAUGGAAACUUCAGAUAUUGCUCACACAGUUCCAGAUACGAAUGGUGUUUAUUUUAUACCUGCCUUCAGCGGUUUGGGGCCUCCCAUCAAUAAUCCAAGAGCGGCAACGGGGUUUAUUGGCAUUACACUAUCUACGACGCGUGCGCAUUUGGUGCGUGCCAUAUUGGAGAGUAUUGUUUUCCGCACAGUGCAAUUAUGUGAAACCGUUAAAGCGGAAACCAAAUACACUUUGAAACUACUGAGAGUCGAUGGCGGUGUAUCACGUAAUGACUUUAUUUGUCAACUUUUAGCAGAUGCUACAGGGCUACAGGUUGAGCGCGCAACCUCAAUUGAAUCCAGUAUUUUGGGUGCGACCUAUAUGGUUGGUUACAAUAUGGGUCUAUGGAAUAGUUUUGGCGAUCUACACAAACUUCGUCAAAUCGAACGCAUUUUCGAACCACGCACGCAGUAUCAAUUGGCGAUUAGAGAACGUAUGACAAAUUGGAUGAAGGCGAUAAAACGUUUUGAAAAUUGGUAUUAAAAAAUAAAAACUAAUUGCAGUAGUCGCGUGCUAUUAAGAA